GCCAAAUAUUCAAGAAAUAAGGAAGGAUAUGAGUAUAAUGUAUAGAUCCAAAUCACUUGAAGAAGCAGAGGAGAAACGAAAACAGCUGAUUGAACUUAAUAAAUUACUUACAAAAGAUCUUGAUUUCGAACAUCCAAAUUCAAAAUAUCACAGCAGACUUUUAAAUCCUAUGUUGGAUUCCCUUGGAUUAUUGGUAAACUCAACCCAUUCGUUUAGGAGUGACCCAAUAUCAGAUAAAAUCAAACAAGAAUGUGAAGAAUAUAUUGUAUUGCCGUGGAUAGAAAAAAAUGAUCGUAAUACGGAAAGUACUCAGCUGUUUCAAAUGCCUACAGUUAUGUCACCGGGAGCUUGCAAUCUCGAAACUAAUAUGGACGAUUGUGAUUGGAACAAACAACAAUGUGACCAAUAUGUUCCAUUUGAUAGUGAGAACAUGUCAUUAGGAGCCGGAACUUACAAUCACGUUGUGGAUGAUACACAUCCAUGGAACUACAACCACACUGUAGAUAAUGCGCAGUCAUGGAACUACAACCACACCGUAGAUAAUGCGCAGCCAUGGAAUUACAACCAAUCCGUCGAUAAUGCGCAGCCAUGGAACGAAUAUAUACAUAUACAUGAUUUUCGAGAACAGAUAAAAACUUCACAGAGAGUAUACGACUACGAAACCAAAAGUCAUAUUUUAAAUAUACAGCAGUUGGAUCAACAUACACAAUCAAAUUGUGAAGAAUAUACAACGAUAGUACGCAAUGCUUACAACCAUGUCGUGGAAGGCACAUAG
Messenger RNA from Acaulospora morrowiae, 775 nucleotides. The record is from the annotation of a GenBank genome assembly. NCBI's taxonomy places the organism in Eukaryota, Fungi, Glomeromycota, Glomeromycetes, Diversisporales, Acaulosporaceae.